CUGAGGAAGGAGCCCGGCCCUGCCCUGCCCAGCCUGUGGAAUUGCCCUGAGUCAUCGCUUUGGGCUGAGGCCAUGGGAAGAAACCAUUGUGUGGCAAAGCAGGAGGCAGGCGGCAGCCGGGGCCUACGGCAGGGAGACCUGAGAAAGUAGGGCCAAGGAGAGGAUGCACGGUGGCCGCUGGCCACAGCCGGGCUUGCUGGCAGGCUGGAGUCCUGCUGCUGGCCUUCCCCGAAGGGCUGGGCACCACGGCCCUUGUCCUGCCGGCUGCCUCUCACAGUGUGAGCGCUCUGAUGCGCUGUGCCAGCCAGCAGGCCCACAGCUGUAGGUCGGAGGCCUCUGGGGAGUCAGGAGGGGGCCGUGCUGGGGAGGGACAGACCUGGCCCGCUGAUGAGCAGGGCGGGCCUCCCUCAGGACAGCCCACAGGCAGGCUCACACUCAGUUUCACUUCCCGCCACUGCUGCCGGCAGCAAGAACCAGCCAGACUGCACCCUGAGUCGUUGCUGCUGCCUGCUACUCGGCUCGGCAGGUACCCAGCAUGGGCUCGCAGGCCCCAGCCCCGGGGCCCGUGCAGACCCUCAUCUUCUUGGACCUGGAGGCCACUGGCCUGCCUUCCUCCCAGCCCAAGGUCACGGAGCUGUGUCUGCUGGCUGUCCACAGAUGUGCCCUGGAGAGCUCCCCCAAUAUUCAGGGGCAGCCUCCCAUAGUGCCCCCGCCGCCCCGGGUGGCAGACAAGCUCUCUCUGUGCGUGGCUCCAGGGAAGGCCUGCAGCCCAGAAGCCAGUAAGAUCACAGGCCUGAGCACAGCUGUACUGGCAGCUCACGGGCGUCAGCGCUUCGAUGCCGACCUGGCCAGCCUGCUCCGAGCCUUCCUGCAGCGCCAGCCACAGCCCUGGUGCCUCGUGGCACACAAUGGCGACCGCUACGACUUCCCCUUGCUCCAGGCGGAGCUGGCUGUCCUAGGCCUUGCCAGUGUUCUGGACGGUGCCUUCUGUGUGGAUAGCAUUGCCGCCCUGAAGGCCCUGGAGCACGCUGGCAGCCCCUCGGAGCAUGGCCCACGGAAAAGCUACAGCCUGGGCAGCAUCUACACACGCCUGUAUGGCCAGGCCCCACCGGACUCGCACAUGGCCGAGAGUGAUGUCCUCGCCCUGCUCAGCAUCUGUCAGUGGAGGCCGCGGGCCCUGCUCCAGUGGGUGGACGCUCAUGCCAGGCCUUUCAGCACUGUCAAGCCCAUGUACGGGGUCACGGCCUCUGCUGGAACCAACCCAAGACCAUCUGCCACCACAGCCCCUAAAGCCCUGGCUAGAGCCGGGGACACUAGUCCCAACCUGGGCAGGGGCAGGAAGCCCAAGGCCGUUCCUCCAAUGGAGGGCCCUGGAGCCUCACCCAAGGCGGGACUGCUAGCCCCGCUGGGUCUUCUGGCCUUCCUGACCUUGGCACUAGCCACACUGUAUGGGCUUUCCCUGGCCACACCUGGGCAGUAGGCCAAGAAGGAAAGUCUGACUAAUAAAGACCCCCCCCAGCACUGA
Mirounga angustirostris (Northern elephant seal) is the source of this 1525-nucleotide messenger RNA. It is a transcript of the gene TREX1, whose product is annotated as three prime repair exonuclease 1. Gene Ontology annotation, cellular component: cytoplasm. Gene Ontology annotation, biological process: DNA catabolic process. The record is from RefSeq and is a predicted model, not a curated record. The transcript is spliced from 2 exons. Bases 536 to 1480 code for a protein of 314 amino acids. Gene Ontology annotation, molecular function: nucleic acid binding; 3'-5'-DNA exonuclease activity. Lineage: Eukaryota; Metazoa; Chordata; Mammalia; Carnivora; Phocidae.